Messenger RNA from Hyaloperonospora brassicae, 1455 nucleotides. Lineage: Eukaryota; Oomycota; Peronosporomycetes; Peronosporales; Peronosporaceae. The record is from the annotation of a GenBank genome assembly.
AUGGGACGAUGGCACGAAAAGGCCACGAACGUGAAACGUUCUGACGAGGCAAGCAAUAGUGCUGACAGUCAUGCUACGAGCGAGAACGUGGUUGUGCUAGAGAACGACUUGAUGCGAGCUGAGAUCAGCAAAACAACCGGUUACCUCACGAAGCUGACCAACAAGAAGAAAGACGUACAGAUCCCGCUAUCGCCGGAGGUUGCGUACUAUCAAGCCUUCCAAGACGACGGUCCGAAAUCUGGCGCGUACGUAUUCCGUCCGGACUCGAACAAGACACACUCGGUGACGGACAUGAGUCGAGCAACGACGGACAAGCUGUCCGACGUGGCAAUGGUGGAGCUGCAAACGACGAGAAGCCUUACUGUCGAUGGUGACGUCGUCAGUGUACCGCGGGUCGCGUUCAAGAUCGGCAGCUGGGUCACGCUCGAGCACCGCAUGAGCGACGGUGACGAGUUUCUGGAGAUUGAGUGGACGGUGGGGCCAGUGCCGAUCGACGACAAGAAGGGCAAAGAGGUGAUCGUGCGUUUCGACACCAGCAACAGCAUGGCGUCGGACAGCACACUGUAUACGGACUCGAACGGCCUCGAGUCCAUGAAGCGCGAGGCAGUGGCGGCCAACUACUUUCCCAUGACUACAGGCGCAUACAUCAAGGAUGAUAAGCGCCAAUUGAAUGUGGUGACAGACCGCGCGCAAGGGGUGGCGAGUUUGGUGGAUGGACAGGUCGAAGCGAUGGUUCACCGUCGCCUGCUUGCAGACGACAAUAUGGGUGUACAUGAAAACCUGAACGAGACGGAGUCGGUGUAUGACGAGACCACCAAGACGUACGUAACGAAGGGAAUGGUGGUCCGUGGCAACUUCUUUGUCAACGUGGACUCAGCCGAUGACGGUAUGCGCAGCAUCCGCUCGAAGAUGGAGUCGCAGUUUUUCCAUCCGCUGACGGCGUAUCGUAAGCCCGUUUCGUCCGACGUGGAGGCGAAGGUGCCGUGGUUGACAGUGGGCGAGUUCCCUUCGAACGUAGGUUUGACAACGCUACAAGAGCAGUCGAAGGAAUGUGUGAUGGUGCGUCUGUCGCACUUGUACGCGGUGGACGAGCACUCGAGUCAAUCGAAGCCUGCGACGGUGGACUUCUCCGCGCUGUUCUCGGUGAAGAACUCGGUGGUGUCGGAAGUGAUAGAGCUGGUUCUGACUGGCACGAAGGAGCUGUCGCGAGAGGACAAAGAGCUUGACACGCUGGAGUGGAAGACAACGGACGAAGCUCACGGCUGGUCGCCUCGUUCGCUGCCUGUGAAGGGCACAUCAGUGACGUUGCAGGCGAUGGAAGUGCGUGCUUUCCGCGUGUGCUUCGCGAAGGGUGCAAGCAUGGAUGGGACGGAUGCUGUUGGUGUUCGGAGUCCACAAGAUGACUCGUUCGGUGCUGCACUGCAGGAGUUGGCUGAGAUCGUUGCCGUGGAAUAA